This is a messenger RNA of Corapipo altera (White-ruffed manakin), 5681 nucleotides long. It is a transcript of the gene NEK1, whose product is annotated as NIMA related kinase 1. Lineage: Eukaryota; Metazoa; Chordata; Aves; Passeriformes; Pipridae. Gene Ontology annotation, molecular function: ATP binding; protein kinase activity. Gene Ontology annotation, biological process: protein phosphorylation. The transcript has 34 exons. Bases 264 to 4109 code for a protein of 1281 amino acids. The record is from RefSeq and is a predicted model, not a curated record.
GGGAGGGAGGUGCUGGGCACAUCGCGGCGUCGUUCGGCUGCGGGCUGAACCCACCGUCUCUGAAUUCCAGACCAGCAGGCGCUGCGGGGCCCCGAGAGCAUAAGGGUUUUACCUGCAGAGGAAACACAGGUGUCGGGCUGGGCACGGAACUGCUCGGCCGAGGUGCUGAGGCUAGUGAAGGGUUAGCUUAGCACACAGUGACAGAAGGCAGGUUCCAGAAAAGCGCGGCAGUACUCAAGUAAGCAUGCCUUAAGAAGAUAACUAUGGAUAAAUAUAUUAAAGUACGGAAGAUUGGAGAAGGAUCCUUUGGGAAAGCAAUACUUGUCAAAGCUAAAGAAAAUGGCCAACAGUAUGUUAUUAAAGAAAUAAACAUCUCUAAGAUGUCAAAUAAGGAAAGAGAAGAAUCAAGGAGAGAAGUUGCUGUAUUGGCUAACAUGAAACAUCCGAAUAUUGUCCUCUAUAGGGAGUCGUUUGAAGAAAAUGGCUGCCUCUACAUAGUGAUGGAUUACUGUGAAGGAGGAGACCUAUUUAAAAAGAUAAAUGCCCAGAAAGGAGUAUUAUUCUCAGAAGAUCAGAUUCUGGAUUGGUUCGUACAGAUUUGUUUAGCACUAAAACACAUACAUGAUAGAAAAAUCUUGCAUCGGGACAUAAAGUCACAGAAUAUAUUUUUAACCAAAGAUGGAACAAUACAGCUGGGAGAUUUUGGAAUCGCCAGAGUUCUUAACAGUACUGCAGAGUUGGCUCGCACUUGCAUAGGAACACCAUACUAUUUAUCGCCUGAAAUAUGUCAGAACAAGCCUUACAAUAAUAAAAGUGAUAUCUGGGCCCUCGGUUGUGUUCUCUAUGAAAUGUGCACACUUAAACAUGCGUUUGAAGCCGGUAACAUGAAGAACUUAGUACUGAAGAUAAUCUCUGGACCGUUUCCUCCUGUUUCUGUGCAUUACUCCUAUGACCUACGUAAUCUGCUGUCACAGUUAUUUAAAAGGAAUCCUAGGAAUAGACCAUCAGUAAACUCCAUAUUGGAGAAAAACUUUAUAGCCAAACGGGUUGAAAAAUUUCUUACACCAGAGCUUAUUGCAGAAGAAUUCAAUCACAAAAUUUUCCAGAAGUUUGGACCACAUGCUGCACCAGCUAAAAGACCAGGUCAAGAACAAACACUGACUUCAGUUGCACCAGCUCAAAAAAUUACCAAACCUGCUGCAAAAUAUGGAGUGCCUUUAACUAUCAGGAAGUCUUGUGGUGCACCUAAAAAGCCUAAUGAGAAGAAGCCAUUGACUAAAUCUAGACAGGAACCUUCAAAAAAGAAAAGGUUAGAAUUGCCUGAAAAAGAAAGACGCCAGAGAGAGCAGAUCAGUUUACUGAAGGCAGAUGAAACGAGAAGAUUGGAAAAAGAAAGGAUGGAACGAAUAAACAGAGCCAGGGAACAAGGAUGGAGGAAUGUGCUUGGUUCAGGUGGAAGUGGUGUUAAGGCACCGUAUUAUGUUGGCGGAGGUGGUGUUGGUCCUUUACCUGUGUCUUCCAGAGGACACUAUGAACACUAUCACGCUAUUUUUGACCAGAUGCAACAGCAAAAGGAAAACGUUAGAGUAGCUGAAGAGAGGGAAGCCAAAUUGAGGGCAAAACUACAAGACCGAGAAGUUCUUGAAAGAGGAAUUCCACCUGGAACACGUCCAGGAGUUCCUAGGGGACCUGCAGGUCAUCACCAUUUACCUGAUCUUGGUGCAGUUAGGAAAAAAGUGAAAAGAUUGAAGGAGGUGUCUAAACAAGCCAGUGCAAACAGGCAAAAAGGAUGGAUAACUACAGAUAGAGCAAAGCAAGUUGAAGAAUUCUGGCAACGAAAGAGAGAAGCCAUGGAGAACAAAGCCCGAGCUCAGGGACACAUGGGUACACUGCAAAACGUGGCAGAUACCUAUGGAGGCAGGCCUGUUUCUGCAAGAGGAAGGAAAUCCAGAAACAAGGAGGAAGAGGAAUACUUGGCAAGAUUGAGACAGAUCCGGCUACAAAACUUUAAUGAACGUCAACAGAUUAGAGCAAAACUUCGUGGAGAGAAGAACGAAGCUACCAGUUCUGAUGGACAAGAGUCAAGUGAGGAAGCAGAACUGAAACGCAAAAAGAUAGAAACGCAGAAGGCCCAAGCAAAUGCUCGAGCAGCAGUUCUGAAGGAACAGUUAGAGCGAAAGAGAAAGGAAGCUUAUGAAAGAGAGAAAAGAGCCUGGGAAGAACAUCUGAUUGCAAAAGGGGUCAAGAAUCCUAAUGUGCCUUUUCAUGUGGAAGCUACAGAAGAUAGUCCUGUGAAUGGGCUACAAGAGGCUGGAGCAGCUCUUCCUAAGCCACAACUUCCAGUGAAGCCUGGUGCACCUGUCAUCUCCAUGACUUACGCUUUGAAGGAAGUGGGUGUGGAUGAACAUAUAACUGCUGUCCAGGAAUCUGAGGAGGAAAUAAAAAAGCCAGAUUUUGCAAUGCAAAACAAACGAGAAAUACUGAGGAGAUUAAAUCAAAAUCUUAAAGCCCAAGAAGAUGAGAAAGGACAAAAGGAGUGCAAAAAUGUAUCUGAAUCAGCUGGGUCUGAAGAUGGUAAGGAACAACAAGAAGGUGACCAGCCACUUCUAGGAGAUCGCAAAAAAUGGGAAUCUGGGGCACCUGAGUUGGUUGUUCCUCUAGCUCAGUUAUCAAUGGAAGAUUCUCUCUCUGGAACAGAGUGUCAAACUCUGGGGGAAGUAAUUAAGUUAGAUAUUGGUGAACCCCACAGGAAAGUCUGGGGCAAGAGCCCUACUGAUUCAGUCCUGAGGAUCCUAGGAGAAGCAGAGUUGCAGCUGCAAACCGACAUACUUGAGGAACAAGAUGUAAUAAAUGGUACUGCAGAACUUGUUGAAGGAGAUCAUCAGUCUUCAUCAGAGGAGAAGGAAGACAAGGCUUUCUCUGCUGUUGGAGCUCAGUCUUCAGUACCCAUUGGUGUCACAGAGUCUGUUGUGACUGUACCAGAAGAAUCUAGAAGAGCUGCACCUACCCAGGUGCAGAGCAAACCUAUUACAUUAGAUGAACCUGAUGAUUUGGAAGCAGAGAUGUUGGAAGAAAUGGAAGAUAAAAAGCACCAGAGUAAGGAGAGUAAAGAAUUUCCCAUCACUGUUAAUGAAGUGUGGGUAAAAGAGAAAGAGGAUAUGGCACAAUGUGACAGAACAAAUGAGGCAGCUUUGGAGAAACAAGCACUUGACAAGGUGCAAGCACAAAAGGAAGCUCCAGGAGAAACUUGUUCCAGUGACUCUCAGCAAGCCGAACCCUUAUUCCAGAGGGUAAUACAGCCCACAGCUGUACCAACAGCCUCACCAGUUCUGUCAGCCCAGUCUUCACAGGAAGAGCCUUUUGUACCUCGUUCACGUUCCAUAUCACCAGCAAAAAAUAAAGGCAAAAGUUCAUUGUUGAUUGGACUUUCUACAGGACUUUUUGAUGCAAACGACCCAAAGAUGUUGAGAACGUGUUCACUCCCAGAUCUUUACAAACUGUACAGAACUUUAGUUGAUGUUCCCAGUGUAGCAGAUGUGCAGCAUCAACAUAAUCUUGAAAUAGAUGAUACGGAAGAUGAGCAAGCCAAAGAAGGACCCUCUGAUUCUGAGGAUAUUAUGUUUGGAGAGACAGAUACAGAUUUGCAGGAGCUCCGGGAUUCAAUGGAACAAUUGCUUAGGGAGCAGCCUAGUGAGGAAUUUAGUGAAGAAGAAGAGUCUACUUUAAAGGCUAAUGUCAUCGAAUGCAUAACAAAUGGUACUGAGCUGGAUGAAGGAGAUGAAAAUAAUCCCAGCAGUGAAAGUGCACUUAAUGAAGAAUGGCAGUCAGAUAAUAGUGAUGGAGAGAUUGCCAGUGAAUGUGAAGAAUGUGAUAGUAUCUUCAGCCAUUUGGAAGAGCUGAGAUAUAACCUGGAGCAGGAAAUAGGCUUUGAUAAAUUAAUUGAAGUUUAUGAGAAAAUAAAGGCUAUACUUGAAGAUGAAGAUGAAAAUAUUGAUAUUUGUUCAGCCGUAGUUCAGACUGUUCUUGGAAAUGAACACAAACAUCUCUAUGCCAAAAUACUUCACCUAGUAAUGGCAGAUGGAGCCUACCAAGAAGGUAAUGAUGAAUAAACCUGACUCAGGAAAUUCCUUAAUGCUGUACUACAUACCAGUGUCUGAAGUCUGCACAGCUGAAUAACGAAUUGUAGUGGAGAAUGUAACAUGGGGCAGGAGAGGCAAGACUUCAAAAAAGAAUGUUGAUUGUAUGAAAAAGAGAAAAAACAUGCCCUUUAAAACUGAGAUAUCUACGGAGUUCUCUUGUGUGUAUUUGCAUAUGUGUCCCUUAAAUACUAGGUGCCCAAAAUUUAAAAAAAAAAAAACCAAAAACAACCAACAACCAAGAAAAUCAACAAAACCCAAAAACCUCAACAAAACAAACAAAAAAAACCCCUUAAACCUGUAACCUAUCAAAUUCCAAGAGAAAUAUAGAAAGAAAUACCUGUAUAUAUUCUGCUACAAAACUGAGACCUAUAAUUAAAACAAAAUUUCUGUCAUAUCAACAGUUGGCUGGUACAGUUAAGCAAUUGGAAGCAUUAAUGUGUUGUGGAAGUACCCACAUCUAGCUAGUCACUUACACACUUAAAAUAGCUUUUCUUUACACCUACAUAAAGAAAUUACUUUUAUUGACCCUCAUGGUUGUAUUUUAAUAGCAUCUUAAUCUAGUGGUCUAGUUCAAAUAUUUCACUUUUAUUUUAUUUUGAAGCUGAAGGCUUCUGUCAUAUCUGAAAUAUCUUAAUGGUGUUUCUGAAUCAAGGCAGACUGGUACGUAAGUCUUCAGAGAAAUGCCUGGGGGGUUUUUUGAGAUUGUAAAAUCCAUUUGGAGCUAGAAAACUCUUUUUUCCACUAUUUUUCUUCCUCUUCCCCUUCCCAAAAAUCCAAGUUAUUUAGCUGUCUUGAAUUUUGUAAUCUAGUUGAUGAUAAUGUUGAAUUGAAAGGAGUGGAGGUUUUCCAGUUUGUUUCUAAAGUCUUACUGUUACACUCAUGGCUCCAGCAGCCAUGGGGGAAAAUGAAAUAUUGCAGGCCCAAGUGCUUUGUAAUACUUCAAAUCUUUUGGCUGCUGUAUUGUAGCUUGGUUUCCACCACCCCAAAAGCAAAACCAGCUUUUUUCUGACCCACAGUUCCUUGUUCCUCAUGUCAAAGCAGUACUAUACAGGCAGACAUUAGGUAUUCUGUUGUUUUCCAGUCAUUGCCUCUGAAACAACUUUACUGGUUUACUAUUACAGUAAGUCUCUUGUUACAAAUCCAAUGAACUGUCAAACUUCCAAGUGCCCUAUUGGAGAAAAAUAGGGUUUUGGAUGUUUUUCAGCUACAGCCAGUCACAAUCGAAAACUAUCAAAAAUUGCUUUUCCACAAAGUAAAAUCAAGUAUAUAUAUAUAUAUAUAUAUAUUUAUUAUUUAAACUGUCAAAAUAUGUACAUGAUUUUUGUAUAGUUGUUUUACUGUGUCAUUAUUAAAGUUUUGCCGACCGAAAAGUGUUAUUUUUUUAAAACAGAUACAAUUCCUAAAGGUAGACCAAACUUACUCUAGUUCAGUGGUAUCCUGGGAAUCUGCGGUCAGAGUAAAAUUCAUAAUAAUAAUUAAUUACCUUUUAAUACAUUUUUUAAUAUCCUUAUUUACUUGAUAAACAGCUCUUGCUUCAUCUGA